Messenger RNA from Lytechinus variegatus (green sea urchin), 1677 nucleotides. RefSeq names its product mediator of RNA polymerase II transcription subunit 6-like (gene med6). The transcript has 6 exons. Gene Ontology annotation, molecular function: transcription coactivator activity. Lineage: Eukaryota; Metazoa; Echinodermata; Echinoidea; Temnopleuroida; Toxopneustidae. Gene Ontology annotation, cellular component: mediator complex; core mediator complex. The record is from RefSeq and is a predicted model, not a curated record. Bases 65 to 997 code for a protein of 310 amino acids. Gene Ontology annotation, biological process: regulation of transcription by RNA polymerase II.
UAAGAAAAAGGGACCUCUGAGUUUUUCGGAUUUCCUGACAUUUUGUUCAGUCAAGCCCGGCAUAAUGUCCAACGACGAUAAUUCACUGCAUAUUUCCUGGCAUGACUCGGCAUGGAUACCUCACCUCAACCAAGCCAGUAUCAUGGAUUACUUUUCAAACAGAAGCAACCCUUUCUAUGAUCGAACAUGCAACAACGAGAUCAUCAAGAUGCAACGGUUAAACCCAGAACAACUCAAGUCAAUGACAGGAUUAGAGUAUAUCCUGCUGCAUGUCCAAGAACCAAUCCUGUACGUUGUUAGAAAACAACAUCGGCAUUCUAUAGAAGAAGCCACCCCAUUGGCUGAUUAUUACAUCAUAGCUGGCAGAGUAUAUCAAGCUCCAGAUAUCUGUGCAGUAAUCAAUGCAAGAAUGACAACCGCGCUUCACAAUAUCCGGUCAGCAUUUGAAGAAUCCCUUUCUUACUCAAGGUACCAUCCCAGUAAAGGAUACUGGUGGGAGUUUAAAGAGAAAGAUGGUGAAACAGAAAAGAAGAAGCGGAAGAAACCAAAGGAAGAGCUAAGCUCGGCUUUCCAGAGGAAACGGGUGGACAUUCUGCUUGGUGAUCUAUCAAGAAAAUUCCCUUUCAAAGUCAUUCAGCCGAAACCCGGUGACAGACCUGUGCCGGUCGAAGGGAUAAGCUCCGAGAGUGCUUCAUCAAGACCAGUAAUCAAAGAAGAAAUCAAGGAGGAAAACAAUCAAUCUCAGAACAAUGCAAACACCACAAGUAGCGGAUCAUCAGUCUCAAAUGUAGCUACUAGCGUGAGCUCACAUAGUAUCUCUGUGACUGGACAAGCAGCUGCAGCGGCGGCAGCAGCAGCGGCCGCGGCUGCGGCGGCUGCUGCAUCACACAGUAGUUCAACCAGCUCAAGUAGUGCCAGUGGGACAUUCUUCACUAGUACAGGACCUUCCAGUAUGAAACCGUCUCUGGCCAAGAAGCGUAAAACCAUGGGGAAGUGAUGUUCAUAUCGGAUUUAAACUCUUCUGUACAGCCUAGGAUCAGAUUGAUCUAGAAGAUACUGCAGACAUCGCUUAAGUCAGAACUUUAGUGUUGAUGCUGUGUGGCCCUUUUGAUCUGUUUUUGUACUUGUGACAAACAAGAACUCUGUAUUCAUAAGCAGUGUUUACUGUGAGUACUUCCAUCAGUGUCCAAGUACAGAAAGCAUGAAGCUGAAAGUCAUUCUUAGUCUGUAACAGAGAUCAGUUUACAGGGUUCAUCUUUUCAUAUGUAGCUCCUAUUUCAGUUGUGAGUUCAGAAAAUUUUAAGGCAGCAGACCGCAUAAUGAUAAUGGACAGACUAGUGGGGUUAUAUCCCAAAUGACCUCUGAUAUCCGAAGACGAUUUAUAUCAUGGAGAAGCAAUUAAGUGGUCUUUGAUCAGGGUAACAGAGGUUGCUCAUGAAUAACUUUUAAAUUCCUCUCAUUCACCUGGUUAUUGAAUGCAUCGUGAGUGAAUAAAGACGGAUUCCGUAGGAUGUUCCAAUUGUGUAUGUACCUUUUAGCUAUGAGUUCCAAGAUAUGUGCUAUUCUAAUUGUAAAAUCUGGCAUGGUGUUCUCCCAUUUUUCAUCUUGUUUCCAAUUUAUUUUGCCCCUGACAAAUGAUCUUGACGCUUGAUAACAAAUAAUAGAAAACAAUCAUUU